Molecule: messenger RNA, 2619 nt
Organism: Hippocampus comes (tiger tail seahorse)
Lineage: Eukaryota; Metazoa; Chordata; Actinopteri; Syngnathiformes; Syngnathidae
Gene: ppm1j
Product: protein phosphatase, Mg2+/Mn2+ dependent, 1J
Exons: 10
Coding region: 188-1699 (503 amino acids)
Biological process (GO): protein dephosphorylation
Cellular component (GO): mitochondrion
Molecular function (GO): [pyruvate dehydrogenase (acetyl-transferring)]-phosphatase activity
Source: RefSeq, a predicted model, not a curated record
GACUGAGACAAACACCGCUGGUCGUCACAUGGGUGCUCAGAGGAAGCAAGAAAAAAAAGCGAGAUCGCUUCCUGAAAUGCUCCUCGUCACUAGCUGCGUCUUUCGUUCGCCUCCUUAGCGCGAAUCCUUUGAUUUCUCUCCUUUUUAUUUUGUUCUUUUGUUUUUGUUGUGCGAGUCCGUGCUGACGAUGAUAAGCAAAGUGAAAAGCGCCAUGUCCACGCUGGUGGGAGGGAUGAUGCCCCACGGCCACCACCACCACCACCAUCACAACCAUCACGGCGGCGCAGGCGGCGGCGCGCAGUCCGGGGGAGCUGACGGCCUGCCGCCGCGGUUCCCCUACGGCCGCCCGGAUUUCCUGGAGCUCACUCCGGAGCUGCUGCAGUACUCUACCGAGCACGUCUCGCGGCCGGUGCUCACGCUCAAGCGAGGCAGGAAGCUCCCAUGGCACACCGGAUACGCCGAGGUGAUCAACGCCGGCAAAAGCAUGCUGAAUGAGGACCAGGCCUCCUGCGAGAAGCUGUUUGUGAGGAAGCCCAACAGCAAACAGCGUAACUCCACUCUGCUGGAUGACAACGAGGAUGGCACUGGGAUCCCCCUUUACUUCUGGGGCGUCUUUGACGGACAUGCCGGUUCUGGUGCCGCCAUCAUGGCCUCCAAGCUGCUGCACCGCCUCAUUAGGGACCGUCUGGGCGAGAUCUUUCACUUGCUGAAUAACCAUGAGGGGGCGCCACCUCCCAUCUGCUUGGCCAAGAACGGCAGCCCCUACCAGGCUGAUAUCAAGAAGGGGGCAGCGCAGGAGUCGGAGGAACCUGACGCUGUCAGCGAUUCAGCGGUGCGCUACCACAUGGAGAAGGUCGUCAGCCUGGAGAGCCUCGUGAUGGGCGUGAUUGAGACUGCAUUCAAGCAGAUGGAUGACCUGAUCGAAAAGGAGAAAGCGUCAUAUGCUAUAUCUGGCGGCUGUUGUGCCUUAGCUGCCAUUCAUCUCAUGGGAAAACUUUAUGUGGCCAAUGCUGGAGAUAGCAGGGCUAUAAUAAUCCGGAAUAAGGAAAUUGUUCCCAUGACCAACGAGUUUACACCAGAGUCAGAGAGACAACGGCUACAAUAUCUGGGCUUCCUGAGGCCUGAGCUCCUGGGCAAUGAGUUCACUCACAUUGAGUUCCCGCGCAGAAUCCAGCAAAGUGAGCUGGGCAAGAAGAUGCUAUACAGGGACCACACCAUGAGUGGCUGGGCUUACAAGACAAUCGUUGAAGAUGAUCUGAAAUUUCCGCUUAUAUACGGAGAGGGUAAAAAGGCACGCGUCAUGGCGACUAUCGGAGUGACUCGUGGUUUGGGGGAUCACGAUCUGAAAGUGUAUAGCUCCAAUAUUUAUAUCAAGCCGUUCCUCUCGUGCGUCCCAGAGGUACAGGUCUACAACUUUGAUGACAACAAACAUGGCCCAGACGACGUCCUAGUCAUGGGCUCAGAUGGACUUUGGGAUGUAACCACGGACAAGGAGGUGGCUGACGCAGUCUCAGCCUACCUGGCAUGUUGCGAUCCCUCGGACCCCAUGAGGUACACACUGGCGGCACAGGACCUACUGAUGCGCUCCCGAGGAGUUCUGAAAGAGCGCGGUUGGCGGCUCCCCAACGACAGGCUGGGCUCGGGCGACGACAUCACUGUGUUUGUUGUCCCAUUGGCAGGACACGAGGCAGAGACAUGAGACAUAACAUCUCCCAGCUCAAAAAGAGAGUGGCGACCACCCCCAUCUCACAACCCCUACCGAAGAAGACUCGGGUCUGAGCAGCACCUUCAUCCACCUCCAGAUUUUGGACCCUGCACCUCCUGACUCAUAACAGAAACAUUUUCACUGGUGUCGACUUCCUUGGCGAUGGUUGCUGGUGAAAUUUAACCCCCCUGCGUAGUACUUACUCUUCACAUUCAAGGCUGGGCAGCUAGUUUGAAAACUCAGCAUGGACUGUACAUCUUCACACCUCUCACAAUUGUGAUUCCUUUUUGCAUAAACGAGCCUCUCUGUAGCGUCACGAUUGUGAGGAAACCAAAGAGAUGCCUCCAUGGCACGAGGAUGGAAUGAAAACAUCAUGAAAAAAAAAGAAACAUGGGGUUGAAGUAAAUGGACUUUUUCCUGUGCCACACACGUAAUCAUUAUCAGUCUGUAUUCUCCUUUGUUGGUGAUGAAGGUAGGACAGCACUUGAAGAAUGUUUGCACAUAUGUUGUCUUUGGUGUGGAAAACAGCAGACACUGUACAUGUUAAGCAUGAAGGAUCAGAAUCAUUGCUUUUUUGUUAUUUUAGGAUAACGUUAACGUCUAGGUAUAGUAAGCUGUGAUAAAAUUCACACAUAUGCCUUAUUAAACGAUGACUAAAGUGUUUGUAUUGUCAUACCAUGUGAGAAAUAUGACCUUAAAUGUACCGUAUACCUCUCUUCUAUUGUUUUUGUCAUGAUGAUCGUUAUUUAGAUUUUCCAUAUAUUUUUAAAGAGUACGGAAAAUGUUUUAUUUUUUAUCUUUCUUAUCCAUAAGUGCUUGUUUAGGACGGUGACGUGUGUUAUAUAAGAUAAGGCCGGCUGAAAUGUGAAUGAUGUCAUGUUCCUCUUUAGAAAUAAAUCACAAUUUCCCAUUUG